AUGCUUAUUGUGCUUCAUCAAAGUCUAGCAUUGUUAAAAAGUAGGCAGGCGGCUGCAAAGAUUGAUUCUCUCUCUCUCUAUGUAGAAACUAAAACUAGGGUUGGUGCAAAGUUCAAGAUAUUGGCAAUUUGUACUAACAAACUCAACUGUUCUAAUUCUAGAAUUCAAGAUUCGGUCACAGACGUCGUGAUUAGGACUAAUAAUAUAGAUUGUAGCAUGGAGAAGACUUGUUUGAGUGCAAACAAGAUUGGCAAGUGGGGCUGUAACUGCUUCGACUUGGAGUUGGAGGGUGACCACUCGUGUUGUGAGUCAACAUGGCAUCCAAAAUAUUAUACUUGUAGCUUUUGCAAGAGAGAAUUCCGGUCAGCUCAAGCUCUUGGAGGUCAUAUGAAUGUUCAUAGGAAGGACAGAGCCAGGUUGAGAUUGUUAUCUUCGUGGGUUGUAGAAUAUCGGAACGCUAACAAACACAACUCUAACCCUGACCCUAUUUCUUCACCAUCUAAUUCAAUACCCUCUCAUUCUGUUAACUUGUCAGUCUAUCCCCAUCAUUCCAUGCUUUCUCCACUCUUCAGUACUCCUUCCUCUUCGCUUUUACCCUAUGGUGAAAACCGAAGAAAGCCUUUGAUCCCUCAACUUGGAGAUUUGUCAAAAGAGAAGACGAUGAUACCUUUUCUUGGGGUUGAAAAAUUGAAGAGGCAUGCACAAAAUUAUGAGCUUGAGGUUGGUGGAGUUACUGGCUUAUUAGACUUGGAGAGAGGGCUCGAAGAUUCAAAGGAGGUUUUAGAUUUGGAGCUUCGACUCGGCCAUCUUUAAGUGCUAUGUUUCUAAUUCCAGGCAGUAUUGUGGCUCUAUCUGAUUUUAUGUAUCUUCUUUCAUCAUGUAGGUUGCAUUUGCUUUUUCUAUUUUUUCUCUGUACUCGAAAAUUUUCUUUGCUUCCCCACAUGUAGCCUUCUCAUCCAACAGAUAGAAAAGUUCAGGAUAAGCCUUGAUGAUGAAGGUUGUCAAUAUAUUAAGCAAUAUUAUACUGAUAUUAGGACUACAAUUAGUGUUUUAGCAAAUAUGGUUCUUGCUUAAUGAGCUUGAAUAGACAUCCUUACUUUUCUUCU
Messenger RNA from Durio zibethinus, 1106 nucleotides. Its product is annotated as zinc finger protein 11-like. NCBI's taxonomy places the organism in Eukaryota, Viridiplantae, Streptophyta, Magnoliopsida, Malvales, Malvaceae. The record is from RefSeq and is a predicted model, not a curated record.